UGUUAUCCUUAUUUCCUGUAGAUGGCGCCAAAGUUUGCAACCUCAACUUUUAGAACACCGGAAGUAGGGAUUUGUUUGAAAUUCUGCGCAAGCGCAGUGAGCACUAAGUCGGCCGUUGCUAUUGUCACGUUAGAGAGACACAAGAGGCAGAUUAAUUGUUGUGUUGUUGUAGUCAGUCAUCAAGUAGAUUGUAUUUACGAUAACAGACUGCAGUUGAAAUGGCAAACCGAAAUCUUAAGCAUGUAAACAUUCAGAACAGUUCUCCAUCUCCGAAGCCUCAAAAUCCGCAUCGCAGCACGGAUUCUCCGGCCACGGAGCGCGCACAGAAGAUGGAGGGAGCGACGUCAUCGCCUAAAGUCACAAGCCCUCAGCCAGAAGCCGGAGGGAGCAACGAGCUUCGCGAAGUGACUUUGGACCUGAAGAGCUUCAGGAGACCCGGAGAGAAAACAUUUACACAGCGGUGCAGGCUUUUUGUCGGCAAUCUUCCUACUGAUAUCACGGAGGAAGACUUCAGAAAGCUGUUCGCCAAAUAUGGCGAGGCUAAUGAAGUCUUCAUCAACCGAGACCGAGGCUUCGGGUUCAUUCGACUGGAAACAAGGACACUUGCAGAGAUUGCCAAAGCAGAGUUGGAUGGAACAGUGCUGAGGAACAGGCCAAUUCGCAUCCGGUUUGCGACACAUGGAGCUGCUCUGACAGUUCGAAACCUUUCACCAGUUGUUACCAAUGAGCUCCUGGAGCAGGCAUUUUCACAGUUUGGGCCAGUGGAGAGGGCAGUAGUGGUGGUAGAUGAUCGUGGCAGACCCACAGGUAAAGGCAUUGUGGAGUUUGCCAAUAAGCCUGCUGCACGAAAGGCUCUUGACCGUUGUGCUGAUGGAGCCCUUUUACUUACUACGUCUCCACGGCCAGUUCUUGUUGAACCAACAGAGCAGUUUGAUGAUGAAGAUGGCCUUUCAGAAAAGUUAUUGCAAAAGACAGCACAAUAUCACAAGGAAAGGGAGCAGCCUCCACGCUUUGCCCAGCCUGGCACCUUUGAGUUUGAGUAUUCAUCACGUUGGAAGGCACUUGAUGAGAUGGAGAAACAGCAGAGGGAGCAGGUGAACAGGAAUAUCCAAGAAGCCAAGGAGAAACUGGAGGCUGAGAUGGAGACAGCAAAACAUGAGCACCAGCUCAUGAUGAUGAGACAAGAUCUCAUGCGUCGUCAAGAAGAGUUGCGCCGGCUAGAGGAACUGAGAAACCAGGAGCUACAGAAGCGCAAACAGAUGGAGAUGAGACAUGAGGAAGAGAGGCGGAGACGUGAGGAAGAAAUGAUGCGCCACAGAGAACAGGAUGAUAUGAGACGUCAGGCUGAUGCUUUUAAACCUGGCUUUAUGGAUAGCAGAGAACAGGAUAUGAGAAUGAGUGAAAUGGGUGCCCGUGGAGCCAUUAAUAUGGGAGAUUCUUUUAAUCCUGCCGCUGCUGUUAGCGGUAACCAGGGCCCUGCUCAAAUGAUGGGCAUGGGCAUGUCAGGCCGGGGUGGAGCCAUGGGGCCGGAGGGAUCAUCAAAUAUGGGGGCACCCAUCAUUCCAGAUAACGGAAAUAUGCGUAAUGAAAGAUUUUCUCAGGGAGCGCCUGCUCAGAUGGGUUCUUCCUUGGGUAUUCGACCAGGUGUUGAUUCCCCUCAGCAACAACAGUCCCCUGUAAUUGGUGGUGCAGGACCUGUGCCUCCUAUGGGUGGUCCAGGUGGAUUUGGGCGAGGAAAUCCUGUUGGGGGAAACUUUGAUGGGCCCAACAACAAGCGCCGUAGAUACUAGACUUUUAUUUUUCUUACGCGAUCGUGAAUUCUGGUCUUUGAUCCAGAACAUCUAAACUCUUGUUUGUGGAUAUUAUUCAUUUUCAUGUCCUUUUUUUUGUGGUGAUGCUCUCAGGCAACUAUUAGUGUUGACACCCCCCCCCCCUCCCCCCCAAGUAGAGAGGCCUAGCUAGCAUUGAACCAAAUUUAAUCAUUAAAUGAAAACAUAGUUCUGUUUUUAGACGGACAUUGCCUUAACUGUGCGUAUGCUGUAGGGAAGUCAGGCUCUUGUCAGAUGGAGCUUCUUAAGCUGCUUCUGCUUUGUCCUUUUCCUACACUUUGCUGGGAGAAAUUUAAUAAAUCUGUGUAGUGACAUCUGUGCUGAGCUACUAUAUAGGUCCUUUUUUUUCCUUCCUGUUCUCUUUCUCCUGAUGAUGGGACUUUAGAUACACGUCUGUGCAGUUCAUUUUUUCCUACACAGAAUCAUCUAUUUGACAAGACAUGUUAGAACAAAAUGAGUAGAAUUAGACCAAUAUCCUAUUUUUUUUGUUUGUUUUGUUUUGUUUCCAGGCUUAUGUAUUUGCAGUGUGACUUUUAAGAUCUGUAUUAAGCAGAAACCAAGAAAUGGAAUAAAGUAAAUAUGGUUGUAUGAGAAGGAGUUUGCAAAAAGCUCAUUUCACUUAACGUUAUUUUUCUGUGGAAACAAAACAAAAAUGCCAAUACGCUAACAGUGUCUUGUAUACAGCAUGCUUUAAAGAGAAACACAUGCCCUUUUCCAACCACGAAGUUCUAAGAAUUUGUUGCAUAUAACAUGUUAUCAGUCCCAUGUUAUUAGAUAAAUGUUUUAGUAUAGCUUUUUGGCAAGCGCAUGUUGCUUGGGCCAUCCUAUUUGUACAUCUGAGUUAGUGAUUUUUUUUUUUAACUACUUCUAGUACAUGAUGGUGAUACUAGUGUAUGUCAUGUAAAAUGUGCAUGCCUUUUAGCAGUCGUUUUUGUUUUAGUGAAUAUUAAUAUGGCAGGUUGUUUUUCUUUUCCUGAAAUGGCAGUUCUUGAAUAAACAUACUUAAAAAGUUA
Messenger RNA from Neoarius graeffei (lesser salmon catfish), 2842 nucleotides. RefSeq names its product paraspeckle component 1 (gene pspc1). Gene Ontology annotation, biological process: regulation of DNA-templated transcription. NCBI's taxonomy places the organism in Eukaryota, Metazoa, Chordata, Actinopteri, Siluriformes, Ariidae. The record is from RefSeq and is a predicted model, not a curated record. Gene Ontology annotation, cellular component: nucleus. Gene Ontology annotation, molecular function: RNA binding.